CCUGAUAUAUAAGAAUAACAAAACUACAAGGGUUACUUUUAGAACUAAGAAAAUUGUUAUUAUCCUUAUCUAAAAAAAACCCAGAUAUUUGCACACUAGUCUAAAAACCAUCGCCGGUGGGCAAGAAGAUGUCGUUAUCAGCAGCAGCGCCGCCGUCAUCGUCUCUGUCAUUCUCAUCUUCACUACUCUCAUCCAACAACCACCGUCCUCUCCGACGCGACAACCACCGCCGCAUAAUAAUAAUAAAUACACCAAUAAGAUGUGCAAUGAGGUCAGUAGCAGAACCAAAAAAGAAGAAAUUAUGGAAACAAGGGGAGUACCCUGGUGACGUGUCAGUAAAUGAAAGGAACAAUAAUAAAAGAAGAAGUCCGAUUAAAAAUAUUAAAAAGAAAAUGGACCGUAGAGAUAAUUUGAAUCCGUGGGUUAGUACUGUUACUGAAGCUUUGUCUGACUCCAUUGAAACCAAAAACUGGUUACGUGCCUUACAGGUUUUUGAGAUGCUGAAGGAACAGCCAUUUUACCAACCAAAGCCAGGAACGUAUAUGAAACUCAUUGUUCUACUCGGGAGGUCUGGACAACCCCAGCAUGCUCGAAACCUUUUUAAUAUGAUGAUUGAAGAGGGACUGGAACCCACUGCCGAACUAUAUACUGCAUUGCUGGCUGCGUACUGCAGAAGUAAUAUCAUUGAUGAGGCAUUUAAAAUACUUGACCAGAUGAAGAGCAUCCCUUUAUGCCAACCAGAUGUAUAUACGUAUAGUAUUCUGAUCAAAGCUUGUGUAGAUGCUGCUCGAUUUGAUCUGGUUGAAAACCUAUAUGAACAAAUGGCUGAAAGGUCAAUAACUCCAAAUACAGUCACCCAAAAUACAGUACUUGCUGGAUAUGGGAAGGCUGGGAAGUUUGAUCUAAUGGAAAAAGUGCUUCUUGGAAUGCUUGAUAGCAGUUCUUCCAAACCAGACGUAUGGACGAUGAACACGAUUCUUGGCUUAUUUGGCAACAUGGGUCAGGUUGAAACUAUGGAACGUUGGUAUGAAAAGUUUAGAAAUUUUGGAAUUGAGCCGGAAACGAGAACAUUCAACAUUUUAAUUGGUGCAUAUGGAAAGAAAAAGCUGUAUGAUAAAAUGUCAACAGUUAUGGAGUACAUGAGAAAGCUCUCAUUUCCAUGGACGACAUCCACCUACAAUAAUGUAAUUGAGGCAUUUUCGGAUGUGGGGGAUACAAAAAACAUGGAGUACACCUUUGAUCAAAUGAGAGCAGAGGGUAUGAGAGCGGAUACCAAGACGUUUUGUUGCUUGAUAAGAGGGUAUGCAAAUGGAGGUCUUUUUCAUAAGGUAAUAAGUAUGGUGGAAUUAGCAGGGAAACUGGAGAUCCCGGAGAACACGUCCUUUCAUAAUGCAGUACUUUAUGCUUGCGCAAAGGCAGAUGAUUUGUUGGAAAUGGAGAGAGUUUACAAGAGAAUGAAGGAUAAGCAAUGUAAGCCUGAUGAAACAACCUUUUUCAUUAUGGUGGAAGCUUAUAAAAAGGAAGACAUGAACGACAAGGUCUACGAUUUGGAACAAGAAAAAGAAAUGGUGUUAAAUCCCAAUCGAGGGUUGGUUGUUUAGUCCAAGUUUAAUCAGCAACCGAGAGUUUGUCUAAAUGAUUUUGGUAGGAGAAAAACUAUUCUGAGAAAUGAAAUGAAGGGCCAAGACAGGUUAAAAAGAUGAACAGGUAUCUAUGGCGGUACUUAAAACCCAUGGGCAAUUGGUAUGAUUCGAAGCACCAAAAGAUGAGUAUUUAUCUGUAACUUUCAGGUAGACUACAUGUUCGAUAGUAGAGCUAUGUGUUUUUUUAUGUAAAUAGUACGAGUUUUUUUUUUUUCUCUUAUCAGAGCUAUUUAUCUUUUUUAUAACAUGUGAGCCUGUUUACAUCUUAAUCUAGUGAUUAAGACGAGUCUUUGUUGUCGGAUCAGAUGUUUUAGCUGAAUGACUGCCUACGAUUAACCUUUUUCUUUAUAAUAGUUUGAAGAUAGAAUCUGAGUAUUAUCUUAAUCUUUUGGAA
Messenger RNA from Erigeron canadensis, 2037 nucleotides. Its product is annotated as pentatricopeptide repeat-containing protein At3g06430, chloroplastic. Lineage: Eukaryota; Viridiplantae; Streptophyta; Magnoliopsida; Asterales; Asteraceae. Gene Ontology annotation, molecular function: protein binding; mRNA binding. The transcript is spliced from 2 exons. The record is from RefSeq and is a predicted model, not a curated record. The coding region runs from base 129 to 1601 and encodes 490 amino acids.